UACGCGCACACACACACACGCCGAGCCGCUGCUCGCACACUGUCCGGCCACUUGGAAAUUUCCCCUCUACGCGGAGGAUAUUUGUACAGCUGAGGAGCGGGACUGGUCGGCUAACGUGCAUCUUCUCGGGGGCUGACUCGCUUGAAAUGCCCCAGUAGAGGACCCGAAGCUGUGAAGAUCAGCGGAAGUUCAAGGCUGCGUUCCCCCUCAGCAAUAAGGUGUAGCUGCGGCCCCCCCGCCCACACUGCCUGCCAAGAUGGUGGUGUUGUCGCUGAAGAUCUGCGUCCGCCAGUGCAACGUCGUGAAGACGAUGCAGUUCGAGCCCUCCACAGCUAUCUACGACGCCUGCAGGAUAAUCAGAGAGAGGGUGCCCGAGGCUCAGACCGGACAGGCUUCAGAUUACGGUCUGUUCCUGUCUGAUGAAGACCCCCGGAAAGGCAUCUGGCUGGAGUCAGGAAGGACGUUGGACUACUACAUGCUCCGCAAUGGGGAUAUCCUUGAAUACAAGAAGAAGCAGAGGCCCCAGAAAAUCAAAAUGCUGGACGGGGCCGUUAAGACCAUCAUGGUGGACGACUCCAAAACAGUGGGAGAGCUGCUUGUGACUAUAUGCAGUAGAAUAGGCAUCACAAACUACGAGGAAUACUCUCUAAUCCAGGACACAGUGGAGGAGAAGAAGGAGGACGGGAUGGGUACGCUGAAAAAAGACAGGACGCUGCUGCGAGACGAGAGGAAAAUGGAGAAGCUGAAAGCCAAAUUGCACACAGACGACGACUUGAACUGGCUGGACCACAGCAGAACGUUCAGAGAGCAGGGCGUGGACGAGAACGAGACCCUCCUGCUCAGACGCAAGUUCUUCUACUCGGAUCAGAACGUGGACUCCCGAGACCCGGUCCAGCUCAAUCUGCUUUACGUGCAGGCUCGAGACGACAUCCUAAACGGUUCUCAUCCCGUGUCUUUUGACAAGGCCGGUGAGUUCGGAGGCAUCCAGGCCCAGAUCCAGUUCGGACCUCACGUAGAGCACAAACACAAACCUGGAUUCUUAGACCUGAAGGAGUUUCUACCCAAAGAAUACAUAAAACAAAGAGGAGCUGAGAAGAAAGUAUUCCAGGAGCACAAGAACUGUGGGGAAAUGACUGAGAUCGAAGCUAAAGUGAAAUACGUCAAGCUGGCUCGUUCUCUGCGGACAUACGGCGUCUCCUUCUUCCUGGUCAAGGAAAAGAUGAAGAGUAAGAACAAGCUGGUGCCGCGGCUCCUGGGCAUCACCAAAGAGUCCGUGAUGAGAGUGGACGAGAGGACCAAAGACGUGGUUCAGGAGUGGCCGCUCACCACGGUGAAGAGGUGGGCGGCGUCGCCCAAGAGCUUCACCCUGGACUUCGGGGAGUACCAGGAGAGCUACUACUCGGUGCAGACCACUGAAGGGGAACAGAUCUCUCAGCUCAUUGCUGGUUACAUCGACAUCAUCCUCAAAAAGAAGCAAAGCAAGGACCGCUUUGGAUUAGAAGGCGAUGAGGAGUCGACCAUGCUUGAGGAAUCCGUAUCCCCGAAAAAGUCGACCAUCCUCCAGCAGCAGUUUAAUCGUGUGGGCCGGGUGGAGCACGGCUCGGUGGCGCUGCCAGGGGUGAUCCGCUCGGGCUCCAUUGGCACCGAGUCGCUCAGCAUGGGCACCAUGCCAUCUGCUCAGCAGCAGAUCACAAUGGGUCAAAUGCACCGUGGACACAUGCCACCACUGAGUUCAGCACAGCAGGCUCUGAUGGGAACCAUCAACACCAGUAUGCAAGCUGUGCAGAAGGCCCAGAUUGACCUCGGGGAGGUCGACAACCUGCCACCACUGGGACAGGACAUGGCAUCCAAAGUGUGGAUCCAGAACAAGAUGGACGAGUCAAAGCACGAGAUCCACUCCCAGGUGGACGCCAUUACUGCAGGAACAGCCUCCGUUGUCAACCUCACAGCUGGUGAUCCGACCGACACAGACUACACCGCAGUGGGCUGUGCCAUCACCACCAUCUCCUCCAACCUGACGGAAAUGUCAAAGGGUGUGAAGCUGUUGGCGGCGCUGAUGGAGGACGAUGUUGGCGGCGGCAACGAUCUGAUGAGGGCUGCCAGGACGCUAGCAGGAGCCGUGUCUGACCUGCUGAAGGCUGUGGAGCCGGCUUCUGGAGAGCCCAGACAGACCGUAUUGACGGCAGCAGGCAGCAUCGGCCAAGCCAGCGGAGACCUCCUGCGCCAGAUUGGAGAGAGCGAGACCGACGAAAGGUUCCAGGACAUCCUGAUGAACCUGGCCAAGGCGGUGGCCAACGCCGCGGCCAUGUUGGUGCUGAAGGCCAAGAACGUGGCCCAGGUCGCAGAGGACACCGUGCUACAGAACCGGGUCAUCGCUGCCGCCACCCAGUGCGCCCUGUCCACCUCCCAGCUGGUGGCGUGUGCCAAGGUUGUGAGCCCCACCAUCAGUUCACCAGUUUGCCAGGAGCAGUUAAUAGAAGCUGGAAAGCUGGUGGAUCGCUCGGUGGAAAGCUGCGUCCAGGCCUGCCUUUCAGCCACGGAAGAUGGCGAGCUCCUAAAACAGGUGAGUGCAGCCGCCAGCGUGGUGGGUCAGGCACUGGGAGAUCUCCUGCAGCAUGUCCGUCAGUACACCUCAAGAGGAGAGCCUAUCGGGCGCUAUGACCAGGCCACAGACACCAUCAUGACGGUCACUGAGAGCAUCUUCAGCUCAAUGGGAGACGCAGGAGAGAUGGUCCGUCAGGCUCGGGUGUUGGCUCAGGCCACCUCAGACCUGGUGAAUGCCAUGAGGUCGGACGCAGAGGCCGAGGUGGACGUGGACAAUUCGAAGAAGUUGCUGGCGGCCGCUAAAUUACUGGCUGAUGCCACCGCUAGGAUGGUGGAGGCAGCAAAGGGUGCAGCAGCGUACCCAGAGAAUGAAGACCAGCAGCAAAGGCUGAGGGAGGCUGCGGAGGGGCUGCGCGUGGCCACCAACGCCGCCGCCCAGAACGCCAUCAAGAAGAAACUGAUUAACAGGCUGGAGAAUGCUGCCAAGCAGGCCGCGGCUGCAGCCACGCAGACCAUCGCUGCUGCUCAAAAUGCUGCCGCCUCCAACAAGAACACGGCUGCUCACCAGCAGCUGGUGCAGAGCUGUAAGGCAGUGGCAGACCACAUCCCACAACUUGUGCAGGGUGUGCGUGGCAGUCAGGCCAAACCAGAGGACCUCAGUGCACAACUGGCACUCAUUAUCGCCAGCCAGAACUUCCUACAGCCUGGUAGUAAGAUGGUGACCUCGGCCAAGUCAUCUGUUCCCACGGUGACGGAUCAGGCUGCAGCUAUGCAACUGGGUCAGUGUGCCAAGAACCUGGCUACCUGCCUGGCUGAGCUGAGGACAUCUGCGCAGAAGGCACAUGAAGCCUGCGGCCCCAUGGAGAUCGACUCGGCUCUCACUGCCAUCCAGACUCUGAGAAGUGAGCUGCAAGAUGCCAAGCUGGCUGCCGUUAACACCCAACUGAAGCCCCUACCGGGAGAAUCAUUGGAGAAGUGCGCGCAGGAUCUGGGCAGCACCUCUAAGUCAGUGGGAUCCUCGAUGGCUCAGCUGCUAACAUGUGCUGCACAAGGAAAUGAACACUACACAGGAAUAGCAGCCAGGGAGACGGCUCAGGCCCUGAAAACACUGGCUCAGGCGGCUCGCGGCGUCGCUGCCUCCACCACGGACCCCAAAGCUGCCGCUGCCAUGCUGGACUCAGCUCGUGACGUCAUGGAGGGCUCAGCGCUCCUCAUUCAUGAGGCCAAGCAAGCACUGAUCUCCCCUGGAGACACUGAGAGUCAGCAGAGGCUGGCGCAGGUGGCCAAGGCUGUGUCUCAUUCCCUCAACAACUGCGUCAACUGUCUGCCUGGCCAGAAGGAUGUGGACAUGGCUCUCAAGAGCAUUGGCGAGGCCAGCAAGAAGCUACUAAUUGAAACUAUCCCACCAGCCUCCAAGUCCUUCCAGGAGGCGCAGAGCGAGCUGAACCAAACAGCGGCAGACCUGAACCAGUCAGCUGGCGAGGUGGUCCAUGCCUCCAGAGGCUCCAGCAGCCAGCUGGCAGUGGCCUCAGGAAAGUUCAGCCAAGACUUUGAUGAGUUCCUGGAUGCUGGUAUAGAGAUGGCCGGCCACACUCAGAAAAAGGACGACCAGGUGCAGGUGAUCGGGAACCUGAAGAACAUCUCCAUGGCUUCUAGCAAGCUGCUGCUGGCAGCUAAGAGUCUGUCUGUAGAUCCUGCAGCUGCAAACGCCAAGAACCUGCUCGCUGCUGCUGCGAGAGCAGUGACUGACAGCAUUAACCAGCUGAUCACGCUGUGCACACAGCAGGCUCCUGGCCAGAAGGAGUGUGACAACGCCCUGAGAGAGCUGGAGGCCGUCAGAGGAAUGCUGGAUAAUCCCAACGAGCCGGUCAGUGACCUCUCCUACUUCGACUGCAUCGAGAGCGUAAUGGAGAACUCAAAGGUCCUGGGAGAGUCCAUGGCAGGUAUUUCUCAGAACUGCAAGACCGGAGAUGUGCCUGCUUUUGGAGAGUGCGUAGGAUCGGCCUCAAAAGCUCUGUGUGGCCUCACUGAAGCUGCAGGACAGGCCUCCUACCUGGUGGGAGUGUCUGAUCCCAACAGUCAAGCAGGCCACCAGGGGUUGGUGGAUCCCAUCCAGUUUGCCAAAGCCAACCAGGCCAUUCAGAUGGCGUGUCAGAAUCUUGUAGACCCAGACAGCAGUCCGUCUCAGGUGCUCUCUGCAGCCACCAUUGUUGCUAAGCACACCUCGGCCCUCUGCAAUGCCUGCCGUCUGGCUUCUUCCAAGACAACCAACCCAGUCGCCAAGAGGCACUUUGUCCAGUCUGCCAAGGAGGUGGCCAACAGCACCGCCAACUUGGUCAAAACCAUCAAGGCAUUAGAUGGAGAUUUCUCUGAGGAGAACAGGAACAGGUGUCGAGUCGCCACAGCUCCGCUGAUCGAGGCUGUGGAAAACCUGACAACAUUUGCUUCAAACCCAGAGUUUGCCAGUGUCCCUGCUCAAAUCAGCCACGAGGGCUCUGCGGCACAGGAGCCCAUCCUGCACUCAGCGCGCUCCAUGCUCGACAGCUCCACCCACCUGCUCAAGACUGCACGCUCAUUGGUCAUUAACCCCAAAGACCCGCCCACCUGGUCUGUCCUGGCUGGUCACUCCCGCACCGUAUCCGACUCCAUCAAGAGCCUCAUCACAGCCAUCCGGGACAAAGCCCCAGGCCAGCGGGAGUGCGACUCGUCAAUUGAUAACAUCAACAAAUGUAUCCGGGAUAUUGAGCAGGCCUCUCUGGCAGCAGUCAGCCAGAACCUAGCCAGCAGGGACGACAUCUCGCUGGAGGCGCUACAAGAGCAGCUGACGUCCACCGUGCAGGAAAUUGGCCACUUAAUUGACCCUGUUUCCACUGCUGCAAGAGGCGAAGCUUCCCAACUAGGACACAAGGUGACCCAGCUGGCUGGCUACUUUGAGCCGCUGAUCGUGGCUUCUGUUGGCGUGGCGUCCAAGCUGAAGGACCACCAGCAGCAGAUGACUUUCCUGGACCAAACAAAAACCAUGGCUGAGUCCGCGCUGCAGAUGCUGUAUGCUGCCAAGGAGGGUGGAGGAAACCCAAAGGCGUCCCAUACACACGAUGCCAUAGCAGAGGCAGCCCAGCUCAUGAAGGAGGCGGUUGAUGACAUCAUGGUGACGCUGAAUGAGGCUGCAAGUGAAGUGGGAAUGGUUGGAGGGAUGGUGGAGUCCAUUGCGGACGCCAUGGCGAAGCUGGAUGAAGGUACGCCGCCUGAACCUGACGGCUCAUUUGUGGAUUACCAGACGAGCAUGGUGAAAUACUCUAAGGCCAUUGCUGUCACUGCUCAGGAAAUGAUGACCAAGUCAGUGACAUGUCCGGACGAGCUGGGAGGUCUGGCCUCUCAGGUGACGGUGGACUACAGCCAGCUGGCCGUUCAGGGACGAUUGGCUGCACACACAGCUGAGCCAGAAGAGAUCGGUUUCCAGAUCAAGUCUCGAGUGCAGGAGCUCGGACACGGCUGCAUCUUCCUCGUCCAGAAGGCUGGAGCGCUGCAGGUCACACCCUCCGACGGCUUCACCAAACGAGAGCUGAUCGAAUGUGCCCGGGCCGUGACAGAGAAGGUGUCCUUGGUCCUUUCGGCCCUCCAGGCAGGAAACAAAGGCACUCAGGCCUGCAUCACAGCAGCCAGCGCAGUGUCAGGCAUCAUCGCCGAUCUGGACACCACCAUCAUGUUCGCCUCCGCCGGCACGCUCAACGCAGAGAAUGACGAGUCGUUUGCCGACCACAGGGAAAACAUAUUGAAGACAGCCAAAGCUCUGGUCGAGGACACAAAGAUGCUGGUGUCUGGAGCAGCCUCUGGUCAGGACAAGUUGUCUCAAGCAGCCCAGUCUUCUGCCAAAACCAUUACCCAGCUCACAGAUGUGGUCAAACUGGGGGCUGCCAGCAUCGGCUCUGAUGACCCCGAGACACAGGUGGUUCUGAUAAAUGCUGUCAAAGAUGUGGCCAAGGCGCUGGCUGAGCUCAUUAGUGCCACCAAGUGCGCCGCUGGCAAGGCAGCAGAUGAUCCAUCUAUGUACCAGCUGAAGAGCGCUGCCAAGGUCAUGGUGACCAACGUGACAUCGCUGCUGAAGACGGUCAAGGCUGUGGAGGACGAGGCCACUCGGGGCACCAGGGCACUGGAGGCCACAAUCGAGUGCAUCAAACAAGAACUAGCGGUGUUUCAAUCCAGGGACGCUCCCAACAAGACGACAACACCUGAGGAGUUCAUCCGCAUGACUAAGGGCAUCACCAUGGCAACUGCUAAGGCAGUGGCUGCCGGCAACUCUGCGCGGCAGGAAGACAUCAUCCACACAGCCAACCUCAGCCGCAAGGCUAUUUCAGACAUGCUCAGCACCUGCAAGCAAGCAGCCUACCAUCCAGAGGUCAGCGAGGAAGUGAAGAACAGAGCGCUGAUGUUUGGAUCAGAGUGUACGACUGGAUACAUCGACCUGCUGGAACAAGUAUUAUUUGUGCUGCAGAGGCCCAGCGGAGAGCAGAAGCAGCAGCUGGCAGCUUGCUCCAAACGAGUGGCAGGGGCCGUCACAGAGCUCAUCCAGACUGCCGAGGCCAUGAAAGAUGGAGGUUCAGAGUGGGUAGACCCCGAGGAUCCGACCGUGAUCGCAGAAACGGAGCUACUCGGAGCAGCAGCGUCCAUCGAAGCAGCAGCUAAGAAGCUAGAACAGCUCAAACCCAGAGCCAAGCCCAAGCAAGCAGACGAGACGCUGAACUUCGAGGAGCAGAUCCUGGAAGCAGCCAAGUCCAUCGCUGCGGCCACCAGCGCUUUGGUCAAAUCCGCCUCUGCCGCCCAGAGAGAGCUGGUGGCUCAGGGCAAAGUGGGCCUCAUCCCUGCCAAUGCUGUGGAUGAUGGACAGUGGUCCCAGGGGCUCAUCUCUGCUGCGCGUAUGGUGGCAGCGGCGACCAGCAACUUGUGUGAAGCCGCUAACGCCUCAGUGCAAGGACAUGCAAGUGAGGAGAAGCUCAUCUCUUCAGCCAAACAGGUGGCUGCAUCCACCGCCCAGCUGCUGGUGGCCUGCAAGGUGAAGGCUGACCAGGACUCUGAGGCUAUGAGGAGACUACAGAUUGCUGGGAAUGCAGUAAAGAAGGCCUCAGACAACUUGGUGCGGGCAGCUCAAAAGGCAGCAUUUGACAAAGCAGAUGACCACAACGUGGUGGUCAAGACGAAGUUUGUGGGUGGUAUAGCACAGAUCAUUGCAGCCCAGGAGGAGAUGCUGAGAAAGGAGAGGGAGCUGGAAGAAGCCAGGAAGAAACUGGCUCAGAUCAGACAGCAGCAGUACAAGUUCCUGCCCAGCGAGCUACGAGAGGACAGCAACUAAUCGUUCAAACAGGCCGCCACCGCCGCUGCUGCUGCAAGCACGCUUUGAAGCAAUGUGAAGAGCACAUCUGUUUGUGUGUGUGAGAAUUUGUUUUCUUUUUUGUAACGGCACACUUGAACAGGUGGGCAGCCUAUGGCGAACUUAAGAUACGUUGCGACUGAUUUAACAAAACCAGUAAUGCCGAGUCUGCAGUGAGCACAAUGACUGAGUCCACAUGGAACGAUCAACGACUCGACCACUCGCAAGUUAUAAAUACUACUGUGUGGAACUGACUACUUUCUGAAAACAACAUAAAGAUUGUGGUGAUUCCGAUGAAGAACUGCUUUUUUUGUCCUCGUGUAUAGCAAAACUACUCUGACCGAUGUAAUCUGAACCAGAAUGUGACGUGCUCGGGACAAACCGCACAGCUCGUAUGCUCUCAUGUUUGCCCAUAAGCUACAGUUUCUCUUUUUUGUUGUUGUUUGUUUGUUUCACAAAUUGCAGCUCUAAUUCACACACUUUUAAAGAUGAAGAAUUGAUUGUAUUGCCGUUCAUGUGAUACACAAAAAGAUUUCAGCUUGGUACUCUUGAUAUUUAUACAAAUGUCAGCUCCAAUCUGGCACCUUAAUAUCUGUUUUAAAUCACGUGGCGUGUCAGUGGUCAUUAACCCUUAUAUGAAGGAGGAUAGGUGUUUCUUGGACCACGAUGUACAUCUCAGUAAAGGACAGUUGAUUUUGGAGGAAUGUUCCUGUAAAGCAAACGCCUAAUGCAAGUGUCUCGUCAUUUAAAAAAAAAAAUGCUGAUGUUUCUGGGCUCUCCAUGUUUGUCGAGGCCCCUGAUAUAGGUGUCAUCGCUAAGACUUAACUAGAAUGUUUUGCUUUAUGUCGCCCGUGAAUGCUUUUCUACACACGCCGACAAAUUACCGUAGAAGGAAUAUUUAUUGCACGCGAGUAUUUUUAGCAGAGAGGGCCCAGAGGUAGUUUUUACCACCACUAGUCGAGCCAGUGCCGGCUUCCAAUCACACAUCUUCUUUUAUUCAUUCUCAUUUCAGGUAUUAGGACCCUUACCUACAGUAUGAACACAAUUUGAUCAUGAUGCAAUAACCUGGAUGGUGCUUAAGGGGGCAGCAUUGGUUUCCCUUCCCCGCCAUGCAAACAAGUAAUAAGAGGAGACUGUGUUAGGUUUUGUAGUUUUUGUGGGAAUCAGGCAAUUUGAUUGGCCGCAAAUAUCAUGCAAAUUAAGACUACCUGUAAAUACCUCACAUUUUUUACGACUCCCUGCUGAUUUGCUUUGGUCUUUCCGCUCUUAGCGUGACUACAGUUGUUGUUUUUCUUCCCAGAAAUACUCGGUCACUGCCAGGGAUUCGGUUUCACCUCCAAUUCUGUAAAUCCAGGAAAACUGCAAAAUCUGAAAACAACUUAGCAAUAAGCUAAUUCUAACCGAUACAAGGAUGGAUGUUUUUAGAUAAGUGCAUUUAAAGUGAAGCGAAUGCAACACUAAUGUCCAUUUCUUUUUUUUUUUUUUUUGGGCUCAUCCGUCUAUCAAUUUAAAGGUGCUCUGUGCGACUUUACUGACUACUCGCUGCAACAGAGGGAACCUUUUGUUUACCGAGUUUGAUUGUAGUGUGUUUGGUUCCCUUGUCUUACUAUACAGGGCUGUGUUUCGAUAUUAAAACUACAGUAUAAUGUAAGAUUAGGUCCUGCUGUGAAAAAAAAAUGCAUGUCUUUGUGCUUCAGAUGCAUCUCCUUGUUUAUACAGCGACAGAGCGAUACUUUUUAAGGAUGCACUGAGUGAUUCUGACCUCCACGCAUGGACAGUAGAGCAAACAGCUGAAGACAGACCAUCACUUUUUAGUUUUUUUCAGCAGGUUGGGGUGUGAAUUCAGAGGUGAUUUUCUGGCAUUGUGUUUUGUGUGUGAGCGUGGGGAGGGCAUGUGGGAUGGUCCGCUGCUCAUCAGUCAAGUCUGUAGUGUUAUUAUUAGUGCCUUAGUCCGUAGCCCAUACAGUGUCUGGUCUGCUUGAGUGACAGCUUCACCUCAUCGGUCGAUGGAAGGUAAUGGACAAGACAAAAUGUUUCGGGAAUGUAGGUUCACGUCAGUGGGGGUUUUUUGUUUGUUUGUUUGUUUUUUUUUUUUCUAACAUUUGUUGUCCCACUUGUUAAAUGUUCCUCUUAAGUGCUGAACCAACUGCAUCCCCCUCUUUUUCUCUUUAACUCUCUCUGCCACAUGGAAAGCCUUCUGGGGAUGACAGAGGAACCUGUCUGCCACUCAGAAAAAAUGUGUUGCUGUUUAAAAUGUACCAUCAGUAUAUAAAUAUAUAUAAGUAUGUAUAUUAUAUAUAUGAACACAUUUUUUGUACCGCAUUCCAUGGGCAUGUGCCACAGUGCUUCUAAACUACGACAGACCGGAGGUUUGGGUCUGUCAUCUACUUUAUUGUAUGUUAUGAAGCCACUGAUAUUUUAUGGAUGGACUCUUCUUUUCUUUUCCUUUUUUUUCUUGUGCUUUUAAGCCUCUACGAAAGAUAAAUGUGAUAAGAACAUUUCGAUAUAUCUGUCACCAUUAAGAUGUCGUGAAGCAUUUCAAUGACGUGGAGUGAAUUGAAGUGUUGGGUAUGUUUGUUUUUUUUCUCCCCCUCCCUCCCAGAAUUAACAGAAUUAAAAUUAUGAAGUUACGACAAUAAAGAUAAGUGAUAACAUACGAUAUAAAAAGAUAUUUAUCCGGCCUCAAUAAAACUAUUUUUUGUAUUCACUGAAAAUAAAAGCAUUUCAAUGUAA
Molecule: messenger RNA, 10642 nt
Organism: Acanthopagrus latus (yellowfin seabream)
Lineage: Eukaryota; Metazoa; Chordata; Actinopteri; Spariformes; Sparidae
Gene: tln2a
Product: talin 2a
Exons: 59
Coding region: 257-7891 (2544 amino acids)
Biological process (GO): cell-cell adhesion
Cellular component (GO): cytoskeleton; plasma membrane; focal adhesion
Molecular function (GO): structural constituent of cytoskeleton; integrin binding; actin filament binding
Source: RefSeq, a predicted model, not a curated record